Varroa destructor (honeybee mite) is the source of this 3266-nucleotide messenger RNA. Its product is annotated as plasma kallikrein-like. Lineage: Eukaryota; Metazoa; Arthropoda; Arachnida; Mesostigmata; Varroidae. Gene Ontology annotation, biological process: proteolysis. Gene Ontology annotation, molecular function: serine-type endopeptidase activity. The record is from RefSeq and is a predicted model, not a curated record.
CAUUGCAAACAUUUUGCGCUCUCGUUUUUUGAGUACAACCUAGUAAAUCCUUAGCUGCUCCCAUGGAAACAAUUAAGCUGACCGGCUUUAGCGCUCCAGAAUAGUUGUUACUUGCAAUAACGGACCGAAGAUCGAGAGUACAUUUCCUAAAUACUGGUAAUAAGUGACGCCGGACAAAUAAAGCGCUUCGGGACCAUUUGAAAUGAUCAAGUCACGUACUUAACUAGAUAUGUAUCCUUCAACUAUAUCAUAUAUACUCCUGAAACACUAGGAUAGCAGCAUAGCGAAUGCCCUAACGCAGUAGAAGUUGAAAUCGUACCGAAAACAUAGGCAAAUUAUAUACGCCCCGUUGUGUGAGUCGCACGCUCGAAGUAUUUCAAGGCGUGUUUUCACUUAGGUGCCUUUCCACAGUGACCCUCGGCACUCCCCUCAUGUUCGUGGUUUUACUCUAAGCAGGCACACAGAGGCAGGCCGUUCCAGAGCGUAACUGUGUGUGGAUCGCGCUACUGAUCAGGUGCACACACCUCCUCGCCCUUAAGCACCUGAAGCACCUGUUCAGCUUUUUCACGAGACCCAAGACGCUGUGGCUUCAGGAUCAACGACGUCCCGCACAUCCAGUUAGUUCGGCUUCACUCCCCCGCGAGAGCACCUCGUAGCUGCGAUGCCACCUCGGUAACUAGAGAAGAGAUCCACUUCCCUCUCCGACUCGAAGGGCGGAUAUAUUCAAUCGAGGCAUAUAUGACAGCUGCAGUUGUACCUCGUCAGUCGAGUAUUUGGUUGUAGUAGGACCAGCAGUCAGUUCAUUCGUGCCUGCAUAUGGUAAACAAGCCAAACUGUGUCGCAGUUCGCACAGGGAUUACAUGACGUGUUCGUCGUACGGCGAUUAUCAGCGCAUCUAUAUUGAUAAAUUGACGUUUAAACAAUGGCAAUGUUGGCAUACAUCUGUCGAAUAAUGAUUCUCUUCUCCUACGUAGCAGCCUUACAUUGCUACGUUACUGGAUCACGAGAGACGGCACAAGCGCCUCAAAAUGAAGUCAGCGCCCACAUCAAGGUUCGUAGCAUUACAAAUUUUCUCCGCUCGAUGCAGAAGCUAGGUGUACGUACGAACAGCAAAGGAAACAUGCAGUUUUCUUCUACGGGGUGCAAAAAUGAUGACCGUAUCUGUGCAGACAACGCGUACAGCGAGUGGACUAAAUGGUCAAAAUGCACGCGUAAAUGUCGACAGCGGAGACAUCGUCGGUGUCCUUCUACAGCGUUGCCUAAUUGCAAGGACGAAAAGCAAACUCGACCAUGUGUGAGCGACAAAUGCAGAGCACCCAUAACCAUCCCCGACGAGAAGCGCUCGUCAAAUAAAACAACCGCCAGCACCAAAGACUUUAAGGUGCUGUACGAGCUUCAAAAGUAUGUCUACACUACAUGGACCGACUGGACGCCAUGUUCAAAGAAUUGCCACACUCGCCGAUAUCGAAAUUGCGUUAUGCCUAUUCUGUGCGGACACAGCGUUCAGCAUGAGGACGCACUUUGCUACGCUGAAGGAUCUUCGUGUGAGAUGCUCGCUAAGCCUCAAGCCGGCGCAAUUGAACUAGAUCUCCAAAUGAUCCCACAAGCCGGUGUCGACCCUACUCUGCAACCUAACUUCGAGUGCGGCAAGGCCCCUCCCCACCCAAAACUUCGUAUCAUUGGCGGAACAGCCACCUGGAAGGGGAAGUGGCCUUGGCAAGUGGCCUUACUCAACAGGAACAAAGAAGCAUUCUGUGGCGGUACCUUAAUCGCGCCAGACUGGGUGCUAACGGCUGCUCACUGCGUGCGCCGUUCACUGCAUGUCCUCGCUGGAGAACACAAUAUAAAAAGGCGACGGGGAAAGGAAGUAGCUGUGGCCACAUGCUUCGUUCAUCCCGAAUACGAUGUCGAGACGGUUGACAACGAUAUUGCGUUGCUCCAGUUAGAAACGCCUCUUGUUUUCAACAACUUUGUGGGCGCAGCGUGCCUCCCUGACGCACCCCUGUCUGCUGGAGCUCGUGGUACCAUUCUCGGGUGGGGUAAGCUGAGUGAUCAGGCUGUAAAUGGGUCGGAGAUCCUACAAGAGGCGCAAGUUCCAGUUAUCCCCCAACCGGAGUGCCGUGACGUUUACUCUGAAUAUUUUGUCAGUCAGAAUAUGCUGUGCGCAGGCUACAGGAGAGGCCGAAUCGAUUCAUGCGCGGGCGAUUCGGGUGGGCCACUCCUCGUUCAAAAUAAUAAAACAAAACGAUGGACGGUUCAAGGGAUUACUUCGUUCGGCGAAGGCUGUGGCCAGCGGCCCGGUAUCUAUGCACGCGUCGCCAAUUACGUUAGCUGGAUACGGGAAACGAUUUCUACAUCAUACAGCAAUUAGGGAAGAUGAACUCAAGACAUAAUCUGUGGCUGCGAAAAUAAGCCAGCUGUUGUGAUUGUACAGUAAAACGUGAAAUAGGUUAGCCCAAAGAGGCCAGUUCGACCCUUAAUGGCGUCUGGAUGCUGGGCCAGUAGUUUUCAACAGGGGAUUAAUUGCAAGCUUAAUAAGUGUGAGUGUAAAAUGCAUAGGUACAUUUGAUGACGACGACGACGCCUGCAAUGCAAUCGUUUGUGCCAGCUAACAGCUGGUAGGAUUCAAUUAUUUCUAGUCUGCGUAGCCGUAAAAAAGGAUGAACGUGUAUAGUGUAUAUCGACCUUAACGGGUGAUAAAAUGUCGUAACUUAUUUAAUUAGUUUUACACCAUAACAGUUGCAAAAUGCUACUACGGCCAGACGGCAUUGAGAAGCUUGGUCCGUAGUGGAGGGCCUGUGGAAUAGAGCAGAUAGUUCCAUAAAGGUAAAGGAUAGGUAGAAUAGAGAUUAUAUGAUACAAAGAUAUAUCUUAAUUAUUAUUCAAAGAUGUGUUUAAAAGAGAGAGUUACUUAUACUGGCGAAAUAAAUUCUAAAAAAAUAUCUAAAAACAUAGUAGAAUUAUUUUUAUUGCUCGAAUAGCAGCAAAAUGCCAUAACUAAAACUAAGUAUAUAUUACGUUUCGAAUAAAACUAUGAAAGUCCGAGCUAGGUUUGUCAGGAAAUCUGUUGAUCCGCUUUGAGAUUAUUUUGUUUUUCACACCGACCUCUAUUUGGUACAGGGGUGUCAUGUAUUCCAAAAGUCAACUUCAGGAGUCUUAUUAACAAACAGCAAACGCUUGUUUGUAUCGCAUUAACUAACUGAUAUGGGGAAAAUAUACAUAUGACUGUUUUGGCCCUUGACUUCAUGUCCUCAAGGCAAAUUAGA